Molecule: messenger RNA, 798 nt
Organism: Puccinia graminis f. sp. tritici CRL 75-36-700-3
Lineage: Eukaryota; Fungi; Basidiomycota; Pucciniomycetes; Pucciniales; Pucciniaceae
Exons: 1
Coding region: 1-798 (265 amino acids)
Source: RefSeq, a predicted model, not a curated record
AUGACGGAAAACGACAACUCCAAAACCUCUGCAUCAACCUCUAAAACAACUGACCUCAAAACUCCUACAUCUCCUCCAAUGGAAAAACUCAACGCUAUGAUUCUGAAGACGGCCAUCGAAGCCAUACCCCUUCUCACACAAGACAACUUCUCCAUGUGGAAUAAUCGAGUCGUCAACUUCCUUGAACUGCAAAAGGUCAAGGAUCAAGUAAUCACUGGCAAGGGAGCUCUCACUGCUGAAGAAGAACUCCAAGUCAGGACCAUUCUAAUGUCUAAACUCGAUCCUUCCGUUCAUUCCAAUGUCAUCAAUCAUGAGAAUGCCACCGAUGCAGUCAAAAUCUGGAAUUCUAUUGUUGACCACUUUGCUUCCACCCAAGCAGCCAAUCGUGCUCGUGUCUGGAACCAUUUCUCUCUUCUUCCCUAUGAAGACUCCAAUAUCGACGGCUUCAUCACACGUGUCAAAUCAGCCAUUGGCCAAAUGCACGAAGUCGGUAUUCAAAUCGACUCUGACGUUAUUGGAUAUGAGAUUCUGAAGAAACUCCCCAAGACUACCGAGCUGAACGGUCUAUCUACUGCUGUUACUCACUCUGGUCUCGAAAUGACUCCUGACCUGGUGUUGGACCAUCUUCGGGUGCAUGGAAACAACAAGAAGAUCUCAUCCUCGGCUGUUCCUUCUCAAGUAACUCUGUUCACCGACGCAUCCGGGAAAUGCAAACCUACCGCGCACAACACUCUACACUACGGGGGUGCUUUUAAGGUUUUGCUUCGAAACGAUGUCCAAAAUGUAUGGACUUGGUGA